AUGAAACUUGACAAAAUUGAAUUGACAAAGCCUGUCAAAAAAGUUGAGGACAAAUGGAAACUGUUGCCAGCUUUUCUGAAAGUAAAAGGAUUAGUUAAGCAACAUAUUGAUUCUUUCAACUAUUUUAUCAAUGUCGAGAUUAAGAAUAUCAUGAAGGCUAACGACAAAGUUGUUAGUGAUGUUGACCUAACUUUUUACCUCAAAUAUUUGAAUAUAUAUGUUGGGAUGCCUGAUGUUGAAGAAGGAUUCAAUAUAACUAAACCAGUUUCACCCCAGGAGUGUCGACUCAGAGACAUGACUUACUCUGCCCCUAUAACUGUGGAUAUAGAAUACACAAGAGGACAGCAAAGAAUUAUUAGAAAUAAUCUUCCCAUAGGGAGGAUGCCAAUUAUGUUGAGAAGUUCCAAUUGUGUGCUGACAGGGAAAAGUCCCUCAGAAUUGGCUAAAUUGAAGGAAUGUCCAAUGGACCCUGGUGGGUAUUUCAUUGUGAAAGGAACAGAAAAAGUUAUUCUGAUUCAAGAACAAUUGUCCAAGAACAGGAUGAUUGUUGAUAUUGACAAGAAAGGAUGCAUUGAAUGUUCUGUGACCAGUUCCACCCAUGAAAGGAAAAGUAAGACUUAUGUGGUUACUAAACAUGGACGAUAUUACUUAAAACACAACAUUUUUACAGAAGACAUUCCAGUUGCAAUUGCUUUUAAAGGAAUGGGUAUAGAAUGUGACCAAGAAAUCAUUCAAAUGAUUGGCUGUGAGGAAGAAGUGUUGGCUGCCAUUGCACCUUGCAUGGAAGAAUGUCACAAGGCCCAGGUGUACACUUGUAAUCAAGCUCUUAGAUAUAUAGGCAGCAAAGUAAGAGUACGGAGAAUGUGGAAUGAACCUAAAAAAGGCAAAGUUGAAGAAGCAAGGGAUAUUUUACAUGGUGUGAUUCUGGCUCAUGUUCCGGUGGUUCAGUGGAACUUUAAAGUGAAGGCAGCCUACCUUGCUCUCAUGGUACGUCGUGUCAUCAUGACCCAGGGAGACAGUAUCAAAAUGGAUGACAGAGAUUAUUAUGGAAACAAAAGGCUUGAAAUGGCAGGACAGUUGCUGUCAUUGCUUUUUGAGGAUCUGUUUAAGAAAUUCAACAGUGAUCUAAAGAGGAUUGCUGACAUGACAAUACCAAAACAAAGAGUUGCUCAAUUUGACAUUGUAAAACACAUGCGACAGGACCAAAUAACCAAUGGAUUGGUGAAUGCAAUUUCCACAGGUAAUUGGUCUAUUAAGAGAUUCAAGAUGGAUCGAGGUGGAAUGACUCAGGUACUCUGUCGAUUAUCUUACAUAUCAGCUCUUGGUCACAUGACACGUAUUACAAGCCAGUUUGAAAAAACAAGAAAAGUGAGUGGACCCCGAUCUUUGCAACCAUCCCAGUGGGGCAUGUUAUGUCCCUCUGAUACCCCAGAAGGAGAGUCUUGUGGUUUGGUAAAAAACCUUGCACUCAUGACUCAUGUAACAACAGAUCUUAAUGAAGGACCAAUUGUUCGACUGGCUUUCAAUUUGGGUGUUGAAGAUAUUCAGCUCCUAAGUGGUGAAGAGAUGUCCAGUUCUUUGGUUUAUCUUGUCUUCCUCAAUGGUAAUAUUCUAGGGGUGAUUUGUGCAUACCGCAGGUUAAUCAACACAUUUCGCUUGAUGAGACGAGCAGGCUACAUCAGUGAAUUUGUAUCUGUUUAUCCCAAUCACAAACACAGGUGUGUUUACAUUGCAACAGAUGGGGGACGUUUGUGCAGGCCUUACAUUAUUGUUGAGAAAAGUAUCCCUUUGGUAACAAACAAACAUAUUGAAGAACUCACACAAGGUUUCAGGAGCUUUGAUGAUUUCUUGAAAGAAGGUUUGGUUGAGUAUCUUGAUGUCAAUGAAGAAAAUGAUUGUAUGAUUGCUCUAAAUGAAGGUCAUAUCACAUCAGAAACGACUCACCUGGAGAUUGAACCCUUUACAAUUCUUGGUGUAUGUGCUGGUUUGAUCCCAUAUCCUCAUCACAAUCAGUCACCCAGGAACACCUACCAAUGUGCUAUGGGCAAACAAGCCAUGGGUACCAUUGGUUACAAUCAAAGGAAUCGGAUUGACACAUUACUCUAUUUGCUUUGUUAUCCACAAGCUCCAUUAGUUAAAUCUAAGACAAUAGAGUUAAUUAAUUUUGACAAGAUACCUGCAGGACAGAAUGCUAUUGUAGCUGUAAUGAGCUACAGUGGGUAUGAUAUUGAAGAUGCUUUAGUUUUAAAUAAGGCUUCUCUUGACAGAGGUUUUGGGAGAUGCUUAGUAUACAAGAAGCAAAGCUGCACUCUGAAAAGAUAUGCAAAUCAAACAUUUGAAAAAGUAAUGGGUCCUCUUUUGGAUGCAACCACUCGUAAACCAAUUUGGAGACAUGAAGCCUUGGAUUCUGAUGGCAUUGCAGCACCAGGUGAAAUGGUUUCCAAUAAGCAGGUAAUGGUGAACAAAUACAUGCCCACGGUAACUAUGAAUACAUUACAAUCCACUCCAGGGCAGGCACCCCAGCAACCAGAAUACAGAGAUGUACCUGUGAUUUACAGAGGUCCUGUGCCAUCUUAUAUUGAAAAAGUAAUGAUUUCUUCCAACACAGAAGAAUCAUUUCUCAUUAAAUUACUUCUUCGUCAGACACGCAGACCAGAGCUUGGAGACAAAUUCAGCAGUCGACAUGGGCAGAAAGGUGUUUGUGGCUUGAUUGUACCUCAAGAAGACAUGCCAUUCACUGAUCAGGGAAUUUGUCCAGAUGUGAUCAUGAACCCACAUGGUUACCCCUCUCGAAUGACUGUGGGAAAACUCAUGGAAUUGCUUGGUGGGAAAGCAGGUGUUCUGGAUGGCAAGUUCCAUUAUGGAACAGCCUUUGGUGGUGACAAAGUGGCAGACCUCAGUGAAGAUCUUAUCAGGCAUGGAUUCAAUUACCUUGGGAAAGAUUUUGUCACUUCUGGUAUUACAGGGGAACCUUUGUCUGCUUACAUCUAUUUUGGACCAAUAUACUACCAGAAACUGAAGCACAUGGUUUUAGAUAAAAUGCAUGCACGUGCUAAAGGACCUCGAGCUGUUCUCACUCGUCAGCCCACAGAAGGACGGUCACGUGAAGGAGGUCUUCGACUUGGAGAAAUGGAAAGAGAUUGUUUGAUUGGUUAUGGAGCCAGCAUGUUGCUCUUGGAACGUUUGAUGAUUUCCAGUGAUGCUUUCCAUGUAGAUAUUUGUGGAACAUGUGGGCUUAUUGGCUAUUCAGGAUGGUGCCAAUAUUGCAAGUCUUCUGAGAAUUUUAAUUCCUAUCUAUCUAUCUAUCUAUCUCAGUCUGAUUCCUAUCUAUCUAUCUAUGUGCAGGAGACAAGUAUAUGUGGAUUAUGGGAGAGAGUUAAAGAUCAAGAGGCUUGUGGCAUUAUUCAUGCUUAA
This is a messenger RNA of Acanthosepion pharaonis, 3414 nucleotides long. The record is from the annotation of a GenBank genome assembly. NCBI's taxonomy places the organism in Eukaryota, Metazoa, Mollusca, Cephalopoda, Sepiida, Sepiidae.